Messenger RNA from Misgurnus anguillicaudatus (oriental weatherfish), 2849 nucleotides. The record is from RefSeq and is a predicted model, not a curated record. Lineage: Eukaryota; Metazoa; Chordata; Actinopteri; Cypriniformes; Cobitidae.
GUUAUGCAUUUCCUUAAUAAACUUGACUACAUGUUGGCAACAAUCAAGGGCUUACAUCCUCAUGUGAUCCCUGCCAGAAACCCUUUACCUACAUUUCCAGCCUGCGGCUCCAGCUCACCGUCGCCUUUCGUGCGUAAAGUGUUUCUCACGCUCGUGCUGAAGCCAGCCAGAGUCAAUUAUCAAGGGAAUGAAGUCUGAGACCUCCGUUCGGGCUCUCGGGGCGUGUUUUCUUUUUUCGAUGGGUGUUCCCAGAACAGGAGGUGGGCGUGAGUGUGAGCGCGAGGCUCCAGCGGCUCGUGGGAAAGACGCGCAGUGGAGUUUGGCGACUGUACCUGAGCGCACCGCAUCACCAUGAAGCGCCCGUGUGAGGACAGCACGUCCGACAGUGACAUGGAUGAAACUAUAGAUGUGGGAAGCGAGAAUAACUAUUCUGGUCAAAGCAGUGGAUCAUUUAUAAGAUGUGGCUCACCUACCACAACAUCCCAAGUUAUGGCCAGAAAGAAGCGGAGAGGGAUAAUUGAGAAAAGACGAAGAGAUCGAAUAAAUAAUAGUCUAUCAGAGUUGCGUCGCCUGGUCCCUACAGCAUUUGAGAAACAGGGUUCAGCCAAAUUAGAAAAAGCUGAAAUAUUACAGAUGACAGUGGAUCAUUUAAAGAUGCUCCAGUCCACAGGAGGAAAAGGAUAUUUUGAUGCCCAUUCCCUUGCAAUGGACUUCAUGAGCAUCGGAUUUAGGGAGUGCCUCACUGAAGUUGCCAGAUAUUUGAGCUCAGUUGAAGGUCUGGACUCCAGCGAUCCCCUCCGUGUCCGCUUGGUUUCCCACCUUAGCAGCUGCGCCUCGCAGAGGGAAGCAGCCGCCAUCACCACAUCCAUGGCACAUCACCAGCAGGCCCUCCACCCGCACCAUUGGGCCGCCGCGUUGCAUCCCAUACCUGCGGCGUUCCUGCAUCAAAGCGGACUUCCGCCGUCAUCCGACGGUCCCUCCGGCAGGCUCUCCGAGGUUCCUCAAAGAGGAGCGGCCCUGCUGACCUCCUCCUUUACCCACAGUGACUCCACUUUAAGAGCUCCCUCUACAGGCAGCGUCGCUCCUUGCGUGCCGCCGCUGUCCACCUCCCUCCUUUCGUUAUCGGCCACGGUUCACGCUGCUGCCGCCGCCGCCGCCGCCCAGACCUUCCCUCUGUCGUUUCCAGGAGGUUUUCCUCUCUUCAGCCCAAGCGUAACGGCAUCUUCCGUGGCUUCUUCAGCCGUGAGCCCGUCCGUUUCCACAUCCACGUCUUCCCAACAGAGUAGCGGCAGUGGAAACAGUAAACCGUAUCGGCCGUGGGGAACUGAAGUGGGAGCUUUUUAAGACUUGGAUUUGCAUGUACAUAGAGGAACGAGAACGGCUACUGUGCCUUGGGCUGUUUUCUUGACCGGUUUUACGUGGGAGACAAACAAAAAAUUUACACUUUUCACUGUGUGGACACUUAUAAGGAUAAAGAUCAAUUGCCUUUUUGAAAGAACAUCUUUAUGUUAUCCUCUUUCACUGUUCCACUUACUCGUACGUUCUCACAAAGAAAGGGUUCUUCACAGCAAUGCCAUAGAUGAAACAUUUUUGGCUUUCGUUUCUCAACUUUUAAUUGUCUGAAGAACCUAUUGUGAAAGUUAAAGGUUCUUUAUGGAUCCAUUUUUGGUUCUUCUAUGGCACCUUUAUUUUUAAGAGUGUGACGCACUGUUUCAACUUUGUGAAAGGGCUGUACUGUGUGACAUACAAUACUUAAAUGCUGCAUUUGACAUAAGUAUGCAUUGAGAUAUUUUCAGUACUAAGGAUUGUAUUGAUUUUAACACUUAUAUACUUACUAGUAGAUUUUGAAUGAUACAUAACAGCUUGUUCCGAGACAAACCAAAGGUUUUGCAGAUAAUCACUAAAGUGAGGCGUGAAUCGGUUUUAUAAUCAACGAUUUAACAAUCCAGUUUGUAAAUCUGUACAUGUGUAAGUUUGUAACUAGAGUUUAUAUUAAAAUUAGUCGGAUGAGAUGUUGGUAUGAUGCACUUCAAUCACUACUGUUUCGGAGGAGACUGGAUCUUCUCCACUUUACACAAUAGGCCUACUAAAUAAGAAAAUAACAUUCACUAAUGCUCAUAUGUGAGAUUUUCUACUGAAUGAUACUACUGUAACUUUUUUACUUUUAAUAACCCUACCACGGUGCGUAAAAUGUAACCAUUUUCUAUGCAAAAAAAGUAGAAAGAGUGUUUUUUCCUUCAUUUUAAUACAUAUGCCAUGAAACCAUCAUUUUGUUCACCACAACAGAUCCUGGAAUGUUAUGAGAAAAAGUAAUUGUUUUCCCAUAGCAUAAUGUGAGUUCUUGAAAUUGUAUGGUAGAAAGAUAUUUGUGCUCUUUUAUGUGUUUUUUAAUAGCGCAGAAGAAACAAACAAAGUGCCACUUCAACAGUUAUAAAUCAUCGAACAUACAAACAUGACAUUUUGAGAAGUUACACACUGUUACAAAGUGAACAUUGUUACAUUUUGACAAAGUUUGUCACAUAAUUUUUAUUAAAACCCAAAAUAAACAUAUUUUUAUCAUCCCAUAGUUGCUGAAUCGUCAAAAAAGCGAUUUUAUUUGAUGUUUACUGCUAUUUGAAGACAACCCCCCCUCCUCUUUGGUCCCUCGGGAGCGGCUCAAGUCAAAACGUAUGUAUAGCUGUUCUGGCGGGCGUGAACGAACCGCUGGCCCGGCUGCAAUGGUGUUCGCCACAUGAAAGCAAAACAACACCAGUCACUCCUCUCCAAGAUGGGUCUUUAUGCCGGCCUAAUCCACUCCCUUUAUGCCAGGGUCUGUUAGACAGAUUUACAUUAGUAAAUCACUGUCACAC